AUGUCUUCUUACACUUAUGACGAGAGAUUAGGAUGGAGGCGCUUUCGUGCAUUGAAUCCAUUCAGGGGCAUGUAUCACGAUGUCCGUCGGCGGCUGCCCUACUACUGGAGCGAUAUCCGAGAUGCUCUGACCUAUCGAACAUUCGCAAGUGCAAUUCGAAUGUACUUUGUCAAUAUUCUCCCUGCGAUCGCUUACACUUUGGAUAUGUAUCGACGGACGGGGGAGUUCUAUGGGAUCAACGAGGCGCUCUUCUCCUCGGCCCUCGCAGCCAUGAUUUUCAGCAUCUUAGGCGCACAACCACUUACUAUCGUUGGCAUCACAGGCCUGAUAUCACUCUUCAAUUAUACGAUAUAUGACAUUAUUGUCAUCUAUGAGCCGGCGAUAUAUGCCAACUUCAUGUGCUGGACAGCAAUUUGGGCGGCGAUAUUCCAUUGGCUUGUUGCUGCUUGCAACUUCUGCGACUAUAUGCGUUAUGUGACGGAGUUUUCUUCUGAAUCAUUCGGUGCAUACGUAGGGAUAAUUUAUUGCAUCAAGGGAGUUGAAGAGCUUGCUAAUGAGUUCAAUGUCUACGGCCCGACGGCUGGGUUCAUGAGCUGCAUGAUCGCCAUACUAUAUUUUCUCUCGGUAUACGGCCUAGAGUGCUUGGGUUCCAGUACAGUCGGUCUCCCGUGGUUUCGAGGCCUGCUUGCUGAUUACGCCUAUGUGGUCGGGACCCUCUUUUGGGUAGGCUUUGCACAUAUUCCUGGAACGCUCAAGGAGACUGGUAUUUCGUUCGUCCCUAUCAGCCGAGCAUUUUACCCCACACAACCGCGUGGCUGGCUGAUACAUUUCUGGGAGUUGGAGGUCAAAUGGGUAUUUGCGGCCCUGCCUUUUGGGUUUUUGGUCAUGCUACUGUUCUACUAUGACCAUAAUGUUAGCAGCCUCACAGCUCAAGCCAGACAGUUUCCUCUGCGAAAGCCUGCAGGCUUCCACUGGGACUUUUUUCUCCUAGGCUGCACAACCUUUCUCGCCGGGAUAACCGGUAUCCCAUUGCCAAAUGGCCUUGUCCCACAGGCACCUGUGCAUACCGACUCUUUGACUAUUUACCACACGGAUACGCUGAUCAUCCCAACUACGGGGGGCGAAAGCGCGGAGCUCCGCCGCCCUAUAGUCAAAGCCACUGCUGUCAUUGAACAACGUGUCUCUCACUUCCUAAUGGGCCUUGCUAUUAUUGGUACCAUGACUGGGCCCCUCCUCAUAGUCUUACACACCAUGCCUUCUGCAAUUUUUGCCGGUGUCUUUUUCAUUGUCGGCUGGGGUUCCAUCGAAUCGAACGGUAUCUUCCAGAAGACAAUUUUCCUUCUCCGCGAGGAACGCUUUAUCCAGCGGGACGAACCUUUAUUACGUGUCAGGCGGCCAAAAAUAAUACUUUAUAUCUCCUGUCAGGCAUUUGGGGUCGCGGCUUGUGUUGCGAUUUCUCAGACGAUAGCCGCCAUUGGGUUUCCGAUCUUAAUUAUUGCUUUGAUUCCAUUUCGAGUAUGGGUUAUGCCAAAGUGGUUUAGCAAGGACGAUUUGGAUGUGUUGGACGAUCUGACAGCGGAUAAUAGUACGGUAUUGGCAAGCCUAGGGGGCACGCCGAGGUUUCCGGGGCCGCAAGACAAGGAGAGAGAGGAUUAUGGACUCGCGAGACGCUCUUCAGAGCAGAAAGGGGAAUUCUCUCGACAGAGGUUGGGAAGCAUUCAUCGAUGA
Messenger RNA from Aspergillus homomorphus CBS 101889, 1728 nucleotides. Its product is annotated as anion exchange family protein. NCBI's taxonomy places the organism in Eukaryota, Fungi, Ascomycota, Eurotiomycetes, Eurotiales, Aspergillaceae. Gene Ontology annotation, cellular component: plasma membrane. Gene Ontology annotation, biological process: borate transport; monoatomic anion transport; transmembrane transport. Gene Ontology annotation, molecular function: solute:inorganic anion antiporter activity. The transcript has 6 exons. Bases 1 to 1728 code for a protein of 575 amino acids. The record is from RefSeq and is a predicted model, not a curated record.